UUUAAAAACACACCGUCGCGAAUAGUGAAACCUUAGCGUAAAGGUGUAGCAGUGUCAGAAUGUGUGUAUUUUUUAUUUGUUAAUUACAGGAGAGUUUUUCUUCCAAGCUAUCCUGAACUCAAGUGUUAGCAUGGUCGUUAGCCUGGAACUGUUUUGUGUUCCAAAGGAGUCAUUUUAAGGAGUCAACGGAUGGAAAUGAGUCGGAAAAUGAGUCGAUAGCCGGACCCAGUCAAGUCAAGCAGGACAAUGCAGACAUCACCAUGACUGCUGUUAGCAGGAUAGCAGAACCACCUGGUAGUGCACAGCCGUCGUUGAGCUCUCAACAGCCGGGAAGGGAUGCGGUCAAAGAUGGAGAGGAUGGAGAGAAAUGGUCAGCUGACUCCUCUCCACUUCACAAACCAGGACAUGCAGCCAAAUCCUUGCAAACGCCGUCGUCCUCCUUGUUGUCCUCCUCUCCUUCCACGUCGUUGACGCUGUCCCCAGGCCGAGCAAAGAUGAGCGUUUCCGGUCCUGUUAGCAGCAAACCCGUCCUGCCGCCCGUUCCGCCAUCUUCCUCCUCUCCUUCGCUCUUAUGUGAAUCCCCGAAAAUCCAUCGGGCGCGCAAAACAAUGAACAGGCCACCGCCAGUGCAGAAGAGCCAAAUCGAUACACCCGGUGCUCCCGUGCCUCCUUCAGGGUCAUCGUCAGACACAGACACCGUUGCAAAAAAGAGAAAACUGGACCACAUACCUGCCAGCACUCCUGAGAAGACCCUGUCAGACAAUACCCAAAAUACGGAUUCAGAAUCGGAAUCUCAAAGAAACACACCCCUUCAAAACAAGUCUCUAGACUUCCCAUGGAAUCAGGCAGAGGAGGGGAACGACGAUAAAAUCACCUCGGAUGCGGCGGAGGCUGUUGGAGAUGGAACAUCCGCAGAGUACACAGAGGUUCCCUUAGGUGCCCUAGACAUUGCUGCUGCUGACAGUCUGACACUCUCACCCCAUCAUGACGGCAGUGACGGCGGCGACACGGAGCGGCUGGAGGAACUUCCUCUGUGCAGCUGCAGAAUGGAGGCCCCUCGUGUCGACAGCGCCAGCCACUACGUGAGCCGACAGUGCAUGGCCACCGAGAGCAGCAACGGAGAGCUGAGGGCUUGUACUAAUGUGACCAGCAAAGGAGAGACCAUGCGGCCAUCUAGCAGGGUACCCCUCAUGGUGCUUUGCGACACCCAUCGCUCACAUAUGGUCAAGCACCACUGCUGCCCCGGCUGUGGCUACUUCUGCAUAACUGGAACAUUCCUCGAAUGCUGCCCGGACCAGCGCAUCGCCCACCGUUUCCACCGGGGCUGCGUGACAGUGCUCGGGGGCGGACGCAGCAGGGCAAACGGCGGAAUGCUCUUCUGCCCCCACUGCGGCGAAGAUGCUACCGAGGCCCAGGAGGUCACAGUGCCUUCGUCUAGUUUGACGGCAGCCACGGCGACGAAGGUCGUCACCAUGUCGGCGUCCUCCACCACGACGCCGUCUCUACCGCCGUCUGCACCCACCGCGCCCUCGCUCACGGCCUCUACGGGUGGGAUGAAGGAUGGGAAAAUGCCUGAAAGGCCUGUCAGUGCACGUAUGCGCAGCCACGGACUGGAAACGUUGACCGUGGAUCAACAACAACAACAACAACAACAGCAACCAACCCAACCCGUACCCUCCACUGCAUCCGUCACCACCAUCCCCCCCCCUGAGGAAGGAGUGGACAGCGUGGGUCCUUCUGUCUGUAUGCCCAACGGGAAACCUGUUAGCCCUAGCGCUCUUCCGCCAGGACCAAGCAGGGCGGCGCUACAAAAGGCUAUUCUCACACAGGACACUGAAAGGAGAAAGAAACUGAGGUUCCAUCCCCGCCAGCUGUACCCUGCCGCCAAGCAAGGCGAGGUGCAGAGAGUUCUACUUAUGCUAAUGGAGGGAAUCGAUCCCACAUACCAGCCUGAUUCCCAGAACAGGCGCUCUGCUCUACACGCUGCCGCUCAAAGAGGUCUCCUGGAAGUCUGCUACAUACUUCUACAGGCGGGUGCUCACAUUGACGCUCAGGACAAGGACUUCAGGACGCCUCUACUGGAAGCCAUCGUGAACAACCACAUAGAGGUGGCUCGAUACCUUGUUCAAAAUGGCGCCUGCGUUUACCACGUUGAGGAGGAUGGCUAUACUGGACUCCAUCAUGCAGCCAAACUGGGCAACUUGGAAAUUGUCAGCAUGCUACUGGAGACGGGACAGGUUGAUGUAAAUGCACAGGACAACGGUGGCUGGACGCCAAUCAUCUGGGCUGCAGAACAUAAACACGUGGAGGUGAUCAAAGUGCUGCUGAACCGAGGAGCCGACGUGGCCAUCAAUGACAAGGAGCUGAAUGUGUGUCUUCACUGGGCAGCGUAUGCCGGAAACGUUGAUAUAGCCGAGAUGGUGUUGAACGCCGGAUGUUCCCUGGCAGCUGUAAACCUGCACGGGGACACGCCGCUCCACAUCGCCGCCAGAGAAGGUUACUUGGAAUGCGUUACGUUGUUUCUCUCCAGAGGUGCGGAUAUUGACACCAUGAACAGGGAAGGAGACACGCCCCUCACCCUUGCACGUCCCGACACGCCAGUAUGGGUUGCACUCCAAAUUAACAGAAAGAUACGAAGGGGAAUAACCAAUCGCAUGCUUCGGACAGAAAGAAUCAUAUGCAGUGACAUCGCCCAGGGCUACGAGAACGUGCCCAUUCCAUGUGUGAACGCAGUGGACGACGAAGGCUGCCCUUCGGACUACAAGUACGUUUCGGAAAACUGUGAAACAUCCGCAAUGAACAUAGAUCGUAACAUCACACAUUUACAGCACUGUGGCUGCACGGACGACUGCUCGUCCAGUAACUGUCUCUGCGGACAGCUCAGCAUCCGGUGCUGGUAUGACAAGGACCAGCGGUUGCUUCAGGAGUUUAACAAGAUCGAACCCCCACUUAUAUUUGAAUGCAACAUGGCCUGUUCUUGUCACAGGACAUGCAAGAACAGAGUAGUACAGGCUGGUAUCAAAGUUCGCCUUCAACUUUACAGGACUGAGAAGAUGGGCUGGGGCGUUCGAGCGUUGCAGGACAUUCCCCAAGGAAGCUUCAUCUGCGAGUAUGUAGGGGAGCUCAUCUCGGAUGCAGAAGCCGACGUCCGAGAGGAUGACUCCUACCUUUUUGACCUCGACAAUAAGGACGGUGAGGUGUAUUGUAUCGACGCCCGUUACUACGGCAACAUCAGCCGCUUCAUCAACCACCUUUGCGACCCCAACCUCAUACCGGUGCGUGUGUUCAUGCUGCACCAGGACCUGAGAUUUCCUCGCAUUGCUUUCUUCAGCUCCAGAGACAUCCUCAGCGGCCAAGAGCUAGGGUUUGACUAUGGAGACCGCUUUUGGGACAUUAAGAGCAAGUACUUUACCUGUCAGUGUGGCUCGGAGAAAUGCAAACAUUCUGCAGAAGCCAUCGCUUUGGAACAGAGCAGACUGGCCAGAAUGGAGGCCAGUCCAGAGGCGGGAGCAGACUGUGGAUUAACAAUACCCGGACACAUUUAAAAAAACAAAAAAAAACAAACUCACCCUAUUAACAUGCUGCAUUUAACAAAAUAUGAAUUAUUUCACAUGUUGUGUUUUUUUUUAUUUUAUUUUAUGCGAUAGGAACAGAUUUGCAACAUUAACUUUUAUCAUUCAUGCUCUGAAAACACUCAAUGCUUAUUAUACGAGAACAACUUUUGUUUACAUUCUGUAUGCGUAUUGUUAAACAGUGUAUAUUUGCCAUUAUGUAACACAUACAUUGUAUAUUGCAGCAUUUUUUUUACACAAUCCAUACACUUCUGACCUAACACGUAGUUGUACAGAGGAAUAGGAUUUCCACUUGUGUUGCCUUUUAUUUUUUAUUUUUUAACAUGUUUUUUACUUUACUACAAUAAAUUCAGGACAAUGUUUUUCAUA
Molecule: messenger RNA, 3941 nt
Organism: Doryrhamphus excisus (bluestripe pipefish)
Lineage: Eukaryota; Metazoa; Chordata; Actinopteri; Syngnathiformes; Syngnathidae
Source: RefSeq, a predicted model, not a curated record